Messenger RNA from Vicia villosa (hairy vetch), 1105 nucleotides. RefSeq names its product GATA transcription factor 18-like. Bases 92 to 844 code for a protein of 250 amino acids. Lineage: Eukaryota; Viridiplantae; Streptophyta; Magnoliopsida; Fabales; Fabaceae. The transcript has 2 exons. The record is from RefSeq and is a predicted model, not a curated record. Gene Ontology annotation, biological process: flower development; regulation of DNA-templated transcription. Gene Ontology annotation, molecular function: DNA-binding transcription factor activity; zinc ion binding; sequence-specific DNA binding.
AAAUUAUUAUACUCACUAACAAACAGUACACUCACUGCAAACUGCAUCAUCACUCAAACUUUCUCUUUUCAAUAUCACUAUCUGCCAACCAAUGAUGCAUCAUUGUUGCAGUAGCUCUCAGCAAGGUCACAUAAUGGGAGGAGGAGGAGGAACAUGCACAUGCGGUAUGUUUCAUCCACAAACCAACUCUAACUACUCCAUGAUUUUCUCUAACUACCAAAACCAUGAUCAUUACGACCAAUACGAUUCCUACUCCUACACUUCUCCAUCUUCUUCUGUUGACUGUACACUCUCCCUUGCUACCCCUUCCACGCGUUUAUCUGAAGACCAAGAGAAACGAACCCGUCGCUCUUCUCUUACCAAAUUCUGGAACAAUAAUACUAACCAUUCAAAUUCAAACUCAAACUCAAACUCAAACUCAAAACACCAUUCUCAAUCUCAAAACAAAUCAAACCGAGGAAACAACAUUGGUAAUAACUCCAACAAUGAUUCUCUUCUCGCUCGUCGAUGUGCUAGCUGUGACACCACUUCUACACCUCUCUGGAGAAAUGGUCCUCGUGGCCCAAAGUCACUAUGCAAUGCUUGUGGGAUUAGAUACAAGAAAGAAGAACGAAGAGCGAAUGCUGCCACGUCAGCCGCGACAACAGGCGGUGUAGUGGAUUCAAGCAGCCUCUACAGCAACAACAACAAUAACAACGGUGCAUGGUACGGACAACCGCAAAGUCAAAUGUACGGGAACGAGUUACGGUUCAUGGAGGAUUCAGAUGUAGAAUCAGAGAAUGGGAUUCCGAAUUUUCUAUCUUGGAGACUCAACACGAGUCUUGUUCAUGAUUACACCAGAUGAGUGAAGGAAGCGUUAAUGGAGUUAAUACGUUAAUAUUACAACAGAAAGAAGAAAAAGGAUGAUGUAGAUGUAGUUUACGUCAAUGUUUUACAAUGAUGAUGAUGAUGAUGUAGAUGUUUUUGAUUGCGAUGGUUAUGAUGAUGGUCUAGUCAACGUUAUUUUACUUUUUUGACCUUUUUCUUUUUCAUCUGGUUCUUUUCUUUUCUCUGUCUUCUUGCUUAAGAAUAUGGAGAUAGAAUCGGAUAAAUUCUAUAGAGUAUG